Molecule: messenger RNA, 296 nt
Organism: Onthophagus taurus
Lineage: Eukaryota; Metazoa; Arthropoda; Insecta; Coleoptera; Scarabaeidae
Gene: Sf3b5
Product: Splicing factor 3b subunit 5
Biological process (GO): mRNA splicing, via spliceosome
Cellular component (GO): precatalytic spliceosome; U2 snRNP
Source: RefSeq, a predicted model, not a curated record
AUGGGUGAUCGAUACAACAUUCACAGUCAAUUAGAACAUUUACAAUCAAAAUAUAUAGGGACUGGACAUGCUGAUACGAUAAAAUACGAAUGGUUAGUAAAUCAACAUCGGGAUAGUUGUUCGAGUUAUUUGGGACAUCCCGAUCUGUUAAAUUUCUUUGCAAUAUGUGAAAAUGAGGCGAAAGCAAGGGUGCGGUUUAACCUGAUGGAGAAAAUGUUACAACCAUGUGGUCCGCCACCAGAUAAACCUGAAGAUUAAAUUAAGAUUAGAUAUAAUAAAAAAGAAUUAAAUUUUCA